GGAACUGGCACUUCACUAACUGCUGGAUACUUUUGGACGUAUUUGAGGUUUGACAUGCUUGUUUUGAAAUGUUCAGGGUAGGCGAAGUCUAAUGUUAGACGGCGGUGGAAGGUAGCCGAAAUCAUCUGUUUAGGCUUAUUUUGGCUUAUGUUAGCAAAUAAAAGCUAUGAAGAUUUGAGCUAGCAUGCUGGUUUUAGAUGAAACGAGCAUUAACAAAAUAAUAGACUCGGAUUUGCGUGCAAUACCGAAAAGAUAUUGCGGUACGGUAGAUGUCGAAUUGGCACAGUUAACAGUUAGCUAGGUAGCAUGAUAGAUCGACCCCUGUAUUACACCUCAACAAGGGGCACGGCCUGGGACAAAAUACAGAAUAGCGGCCGGCCACUCUCGAUUAGUAGCGCUACCUGAUGAAAAAAUGGAGACGAGAAUUGAACAUCAUACAGAACAAUUCGUCCACGAUAUUUCCAGCUCUGUGGGUUUGUGUCCAGAAAUGCUGGAGGUGGCAGAGGAGGCCUGCCGGGCAGGAGAUUUCGACCUUGCCGCGGAGAUCUAUGGAUCUCAAUUGUCGGAUCUCCCCCAACCGGAUCGGGGACUGUGUCUGCGCAAAGCGGACGCCCUGACUCGGUCUGGGCGUAUAGCCGAGGCGUUGGACUCCUACUGCACUGCUGCUAGUCUCAAAAGGCUCCAGCCAGAAGAAUUGGGACUUUUAGUCGAGAAUAUCGCGCAGAACCUGCGCGAAAAGGAACACGCAGUGUUGGGGAAAGAGUUAAAAAGUCAAAAGAGUGAAACGUCGAAUGCUGAGGAGAAAGAGAUCAAAACAAACUUUACACCAAGUGGAGAUGGGGACAGUGAGUGUGAGGGAGAUGCAUCAGAGGACGAGCAGUCUCUGGACCUGUUCUCAUGUCGCCUUUGCAAGUGCCUACUCUUAGAACCCACAACCCUACAAUGCGGGCAUACUUUCUGCAAGCGGUGCCUAGAGAAUGAUGGUGCCAACGUAUGCAAAAUUUGCAAAAACAAACUGAAUAUAAAGAACGGACAGGUCCAUCCCGUUGGGUUUAGAGUAAAUGUAGUUCUUUGCAGUUUGUUGGAGAAAUGGUUCGCCUCGGAAGGUAAUGCAAGGCGAUGCUGGCUAGAGGGAGAAAGUAUGUGGAAGAAUCAAGACUUCGCCAGCGCCUUGGAGAAGUACAACAAAGCCGCGGAGCUAGCCCCCUCUGACUGCAGACUGAUGAGCCAGCGUGCUGAGCUGCACAUGCACAUGAAGAACUUCACUCAAGCUCUCCUGGAUGGGGACAGCAUGUGUCGACUGGACCCCCUGUGGCCCAAGGCACACUACAUGAAGGCCACAGCCCUGUCUAAAGUUGGACGUAAGGAGGAGGCUCUUCAGGAGUACCUGUUGUGCGUGGCACUGAAGCCUGCCUGGACCUCAGCCAGAAUGGAAGCCCAGAAGAUCCUGAGUGAGAUGUUCUCCUCGGUGUUUGAGCGGGAUGGGCUGCCGGCUCCACUGCACCCCAUCCAGACCGGCCCCUCUUCCACACGCCUUAAGCCCUCAUCGCUCCAGAGCUUCCUCCAGCACCCCACAGACAGUCCGAGUGUGAGGGCAGGGUCCUCCAGAGACCCCGUGUUUGCUGUCACUAAGAGCACCCCCUGCAACGGCCUCUCUGAGUUGGGCCAUUUGGAACCCCUGACAUCAGGGUCAUCAUUGAGCAAGCUUGAGUUCCCCUUUGAUGACACUAAGACCCUGGCGUCCAUUCUCUCUGGGCUUCCCACCACCCCAAGCCUUAAGAGGAAGUGUCCCACUGACUGCAGUGACUUCAGCCCUCCCUCCAAGUACUUUAAAUCAGAUACCACCUGCUCAUCCCAGAAGCCUGCCACAAUGACUGAGGGGAGGGAGGUGCCCCCUGAGCUGCUGGACAGUGGAGACAUGGAGUGCUCUCUCUGCAUGAGGCUUUUCUACGAGCCAGUCACCACUCCCUGCGGACACACAUUCUGCCUUAAAUGUCUGGAGCGCUGUCUUGACCACAACCCCACCUGCCCUCUAUGCAAGGAGAACCUGUCUGAGUACAUAGCCACCAGGGGGUACACUAAGACCCAUCUGAUGGAGGAGGUGCUGCAGCGCUACAUGUCUGAGGAGCUGGCUGAAAGGAAAAAGAUACAUGAGGAGGAACUGAAAGAGCUGUCAAACUUGAACCAGGAAGUGCCCAUCUUCAUUUGUACCAUGGCGUUUCCCACAAUUCCUUGCCCCCUGCAUGUGUUCGAGCCCCGCUACCGGCUCAUGAUCCGCAGGUCCAUGGAGACGGGGACCAAGCAGUUUGGGAUGUGCAUUACUGAUGAGCUGAAAGGGUUUGCAGACUAUGGCUGCAUGCUGGAGGUCAGAGACGUUAAGUUCUUCCCCGACGGGCGCUCAGUGGUGGAUACCAUCGGUGUGGCCCGCUUCAGAGUACUGAGCCAUGGCCAGAGAGAUGGCUACAACACAGCCAAGAUCGAAUACCUGGAGGACAAGAAGGUGGAGGGCGAAGAGCUUGCAGACCUGCUGAAACUACAUGACUCUGUGUAUGGCCAGGCUACUGCAUGGUUCACCUCCCUCAAGGAGAACAUGAGGAACCAGAUUCUAAGCCAUUUUGGGAACCUUCCAGGGAAAGACCCUGACCCCCAGGGCAGUCCCAGCGGGCCAGCAUGGUGCUGGUGGCUCCUGGCAGUCCUGCCCUUGGAGAGCCGUGCCCAGCUCAGCAUCCUGGCCAUGACGUCCCUGAAAGACCGCCUCAUCGCCAUCCGCCGGGUGCUCAUCUUUGUCACUCGCAAGAGAGCGCGUUGUCCCUGAGGCCCCUUCUUCAUCCACCCCGGGGAAAGAGCGCUGUCAUCGGUUUCAGAUCACACGGAGAGGGAGGGCCGUUAAACCAAACGUUAAACCAGCAUUUUUUUUUUUCUUCAAAAUAUGACAUGCGCUUUCAAAAUAUGACAUGCUAGCCUACUCUCAUGUACCAUCAGUGAGAUUUCACAUGUGUGCAAACAGGGUAUGGUGCUGAUAAUGGUAUUAGUGGAUUAUUGGUGGAGCUUUCCGGGCUAGAUGC
Messenger RNA from Megalops cyprinoides (Indo-Pacific tarpon), 3065 nucleotides. RefSeq names its product LON peptidase N-terminal domain and RING finger protein 2-like. Bases 413 to 2815 code for a protein of 800 amino acids. Gene Ontology annotation, molecular function: protein binding. The record is from RefSeq and is a predicted model, not a curated record. The transcript has 13 exons. NCBI's taxonomy places the organism in Eukaryota, Metazoa, Chordata, Actinopteri, Elopiformes, Megalopidae.